AUGUUUUAUAACAAGGUUGUUUUUAUACUUCUUCUUGUAUCUUGGUUAUGUUCAACGGGUAAUUCUGUUGUUUUAACGCCAAAAAGACCAAUACAAUCGCAUAUUACUGGUGGAUAUAAGAAAUCUUUAACGAAGAAUGAUGCAUCUAAAUUGGAUUGCAGCGAAUUCAGCAGUGAUUAUGAUGUUCUUCAACAAUUUCCUUUCCCAAUUUUAGUUAAUCCAAUCCAGGAACUAUAUAAUCAAAGUACGGCUACUAUGGAUGAAAAUGAUGUUUCCGUCAAAAAAAUUUAUUUCUAUGCCGAAGAAGUAGUUCCAUCAAGUGUAUUUUGUUUAUCGAAACUUCAAACAUUAGAUAUUAGAAUGACACCUUUUCAUAAUGGUAUUGUACCAAAUAAUUUGGCAAAUUUAAAACUACUUCGUCAUCUUUGGAUUUAUGAUACAUCUAUCUUAAAAAUAUCAGAGCAAUUGGGAACACUUAAUAAUCUUGUAAUGAUAGUUUUGAGUAAUUGCUCAUUGACUCAUUUGCCGAAUCUUAGUAAACUUCAACAAUUAACGAUUCUUGAUAUACCUGAAAAUCGAUUAUCGGAAGUAGAUGGAAUGCCUGGUGUGUUGAUGAUGGAUCUCCGAGACAAUUUUUUCAAAGAAAUACCCACAACAAACAAAAAAGAACGUAUUACGUACAUAAUCAUGGGUAACAAUCCCUUAAAAAGCAUUGAAUCAAUUACUUCAUACACCAAUUUGGAAGGUCUUUAUUUAAGAAAUACAACACUUAAAUUCAUUCCUCCUACUAUUGGUAAAUUAAAGAAACUUAAAUAUCUUGAGUUAUCGGAUAAUCAAUUAUCUCAAUUUCCGAAAAAUAUACUUAAUUUACCUCAUCUUGAAACUCUCGAUAUCAAAAAUAACUUGUUGUCUAGUGAAGAGAUUCAAUCAAUUCAAAAGGAAUUCGCAAUAUCUCAUCCAAAUGCCGAACUAAUUGUUUAA
This is a messenger RNA of Rotaria sp. Silwood2, 981 nucleotides long. Lineage: Eukaryota; Metazoa; Rotifera; Eurotatoria; Philodinida; Philodinidae. The record is from the annotation of a GenBank genome assembly.